Messenger RNA from Marasmius oreades (fairy-ring Marasmius), 492 nucleotides. RefSeq lists its product as uncharacterized. Lineage: Eukaryota; Fungi; Basidiomycota; Agaricomycetes; Agaricales; Marasmiaceae. The transcript has a single exon. The record is from RefSeq and is a predicted model, not a curated record. Bases 1 to 492 code for a protein of 163 amino acids.
AUGACUUGCCCGCCUAACAAGAGCGCGCUUUACCCCUACCAUACGGGAGACAUUUGGAUUAACGAUGUCCUUAGCGAUUCUGCUGCGCAUCAAGCAUUCGUAUGGUCGGCUUCAGAUGACUGGUCCAUAGUCCCGGGUCAGGCCCUGGAGAGAGGAAAGGCGCAAUUUCAGCACCCAGUGCAUGCAGAUCGAUGGUUUUCCUUCAACCACAGCGGGACUCCCGGUUGGCUCAAAAUGUCAACGAUAGAGAAAAAUGAUAGGGAGAUCCGCAAACGAGAGGCGUUGGGAGGCGUUGAUGAGAUUGAUGGGGCCCAAAAACGCGCUCGCUUAGCUAUGGGUGUUGGGAAAAAGCCCAUCCGAGCAAGCACUCCUCGUCCCACAGCGAGUGGUCCAGUUCGUGUGAUCAGACCUGCAGCAGCGCGUCCUCGUACACUAACGGAGGUUCGGGGUAGAAGUGUUACGUUUAAUCUACCUGGGGAAGUACCGGAGUAG